AUGAAACAAAAAUACCAAGACGAACUGAAGAGCGUUAGAACCGAACUUGAUCAAGAAAAGAAAGAACAUGCUAAGACCCAAUUGAUUAAAAAAAGUACGAGAAGGAUAUCGCUGAAAUCACAGUCAGAGCUGAAAGACUUGAGAAGAACGUCCAGAUGGCUGGACAAGGUCAAGACUAUGAGAGAUUAUAAAACUGCUUCUGAAGAAUUGAUGAGAACAAAGACAGAACUCGACGAGAAACAAGACAAAUGUGACAAACUUGAAGAUGAAGUGUCUGAGAUGAAGACUGAAUUGGAAGCCCUUGAACAAGCUGCUAAGACUUAUAAACAGUCAAAUAAAAUGCAAGAGAAGGAAUUGACUGAACUGAAUGAACAACUUGAUCUCGAAAGAAUAACUGCCCAACAGGCUAAAGCACAGAAGAAGAAAUAG
Entamoeba invadens IP1 is the source of this 429-nucleotide messenger RNA. RefSeq lists its product as hypothetical. NCBI's taxonomy places the organism in Eukaryota, Evosea, Mastigamoebida, Endamoebidae. The transcript has a single exon. Bases 1 to 429 code for a protein of 142 amino acids. The record is from RefSeq and is a predicted model, not a curated record.